Molecule: messenger RNA, 723 nt
Organism: Puccinia graminis f. sp. tritici CRL 75-36-700-3
Lineage: Eukaryota; Fungi; Basidiomycota; Pucciniomycetes; Pucciniales; Pucciniaceae
Exons: 2
Coding region: 1-723 (240 amino acids)
Source: RefSeq, a predicted model, not a curated record
AUGGCUGAAAGGGGCUUUGAUAAACGCACGCCACCCCCCCUGGCGCACGCCAGAGGCCGAGGUCACACCGGCUUGUCGGGAGGGGUUCCUCCCGGCGAGCUGGUUUCUUUACCAGCUCGUCGGAAGGAUUCCCUUCCGAAGAGCUGUUAUAUGUACCAGCUCGCCGGGAGGAUUCCCUUCCGACGAGCUGGAUUGUGUACCAGCUCGUCGGAAGGAAUUUCUUCCGACGAGCUGGUAUAUGUAUGGAAAGGGACAGCUAUCGGGGCUGUCUUGUGUAGGAGACCCAAUGUUUACGACCUUUUCAAAUUUUUGAAUUCAACUGGACUCGUGGACAUCGUUUCUGCCAAUUCAGCUUUCUUACAUCAAUUCUCUCACCCUGACACGGUUUGGUCAGCUGAAUGUAGUGUCAAGUCAUUGGUUAGCUAUCAUGUGGAGUUCAUAUCACCGCUAGCAACAGUCAAACAUCAAUCAGGUGCCACACCCAAAUUCAUUCGUGCAGAUCUCAAAAUAUGGCCUUCAAAUCCCCUCAUCCGCAAAGCUUGCUAUCUUGUUCAACGCUACAUCAAGCACAAUUCUGCCUUCAAGUCGACCAUCAAUUGCUUAGAUGCAGUCUUGUAUGAAGCUUUAAUAGGAGAAGAAGUGCAACAAGCCAAAAAAAUGGCGAUGAUUCAUCAAAUCCUGAGCCUGAAUUGGGGAGCAUUGUCAACCAAAUUAGUGGGCUGA